AUGGGUGCCCCAAAGCAGAAGUGGACACCUGAAGAAGAAGCUGCCCUUAAAGCUGGUGUCCUUAAACAUGGAACUGGCAAGUGGCGUACUAUACUCUCUGAUCCUCAGUUUAGUUCUGUUCUAAAGUCCCGCUCUAAUGUCGAUCUCAAGGACAAGUGGAGAAACAUUAGUGUGACUGCGUUAUGGGGUUCAAGGAAGAAGGCUAAACUUGCACUUAGAAGAACAUUGCCAGCUCCUAAACAAGAUGAUAAUAAUAACACUACACCUCUUAGCAUUGUCCCUUUGGCCAAUGGAGAAGGACGUACGAAUCCAACAUCGCCUGGUGGUUCUGUUACUGGAUCGCCACAAACUCAUGCCUCAAAGAUAUCAAUUACAAGUUUGGACAGGAUUAUCUUGGAGGCAAUUACUAACUUGAAGGAACCACGCGGUUCUGACAGAACAUCCAUCUUUAUGUAUAUAGAGGAGAAUUUCAAGACUCCGCCGAAUAUGAAAAGAAAUGUCUCAGUGCGAUUAAAGCACUUGUCAUCAAAUGGACCAUUAGUUAAGAUAAAGCACAAGUACAGGUUCUCUACUAAUUUCACUAGCGUAGGAGCAAGACAGAAGUCUCCCCAACUCCUCUUGGAAGGAAACAACAAAAAAGACACACCAAACCCGGAGGUAGACGGAGAUAUGUUUAUGAUAAAAGGCAUGACAGCUCAAGACGCUGCAGAAGCUGCCGCAAGAGCAGUUGCGGAAGCAGAAUAUGCAAUCACAGAGGCUGAAGAAGCAGCUAAAGAGGCGGAAAGAGCAGAAGCCGAAGCUGAAGCUGCUCAGAUAUAUGCUAAAGCAGCCGUGAAAGCUUUGAAGUUGAGGAUCCGUAAUCAUACUCGGUAA
Messenger RNA from Eruca vesicaria subsp. sativa (arugula), 873 nucleotides. NCBI's taxonomy places the organism in Eukaryota, Viridiplantae, Streptophyta, Magnoliopsida, Brassicales, Brassicaceae. The record is from the annotation of a GenBank genome assembly.